Hymenoscyphus albidus is the source of this 1296-nucleotide messenger RNA. The record is from the annotation of a GenBank genome assembly. NCBI's taxonomy places the organism in Eukaryota, Fungi, Ascomycota, Leotiomycetes, Helotiales, Helotiaceae.
GCAACGUUCAUGCCCUCGAACACCACACAGCCAAGAACUACAGUUACAACACCAUGGUCAAUCUGUCCCAACUGGGUUACCUCGCGGCUGUUAUCCCCUUUUACGUGCUGAUUUGGGUGCCUUUGCAGAACCUGAUCUUCGGUACAGGUACGCCACGGCCUUCGGACCCUUCAGCUGCCAUUCUCAACAGCACUUUCAUCGCUUCGGAUGAUCCGAUAGAAUGUGCUCCUCAUGCUUACCAAACAUUCACUCUGUCGCAUGAACCUUUGAUCAUUUAUGUGGAAGAUUUCCUGAGUGAGCUAGAAUCAAAGCAUCUUGUUAAGAUCAGGUAAAGCUUUCUCUCUUUUUUUCCUGCCUUUCUCAUGUCGAGUUAAAGGAUAAUGCUUGGUCGGGAAGCUUCUUGUCCAUGACUAGAUCUUCCAAACAUACAGAGUAGAUACAGUACACGUGGAAGUUCUGGAAAAGGGCCCUGUUGAAGCUUAUUUUUAUCAGUGGAUUCCAGGAUCUUCUUUCCGGAGUCAUCUCCAGGUUCUCCAGAUUCUGGUCGUUGAAUUCCGGGCUCUUGGGACUGUUGUGGAUCUGACCAAGACUACCAAGAGAUCUAGAGGCAAAGUCAAAAGUCCUGAAGAAGUCCAGCUCCGAGAUUGAAGGACUCAUGCCUGUUUAAAUUUGGGCAUCGUGCUAAACGGAACUAGUCUCAUUGUCCAUGACUCCAAAAGUGCACUGGCUAACCAAGACAAUCAAUCCAGCGAAGACAAUUAUGCACCCUCAACGGUCUCUACGGGUGCAGAAACUGCAGUACAGAAAGACAUUCGAUUUAGCGAAGUUGCUUUGAUCGAACGAGAUGACACUGUUCGUUGCAUCGAACAUCGGGCUCGUGCUUUUCAAGGCUGGCGACCAGAUUUGCACAUCGAACGGCUUAGAACGCAACGCUAUGGUGUAGGUGGUCAUUACAAGAACCACUACGAUUGGAGUGGUGCUAGUCGAGCUGCAGAUCGAAUCAGCACGUUUAUGGUUUACGUGGACGCAAAUUGUACUGGUGGAGGCACCAACUUUCCACGAAUUGCCAUGCCAAGUUUAGAAAAGGGAAGGUGGUGUGAUUUUCUCGAAUGCAAAGAAGGAGACUCAGAUCGGGGAGUUACUUUCAAACCUAUUAAAAGGAAUGCCAUCUUCUGGUUAAAUUUGGCUCCUGAUGGGAGAGGAUAUGAGGAAACAUUGCAUGCUGGUCUACCGAUAUUAACAGGAAUGAAGGUUGGGCUGAAUAUUUGGAGCUGGGGACCUGCAAGGAGGACUUGA